Ziziphus jujuba (common jujube) is the source of this 1285-nucleotide messenger RNA. RefSeq names its product protein SODIUM POTASSIUM ROOT DEFECTIVE 1. The record is from RefSeq and is a predicted model, not a curated record. The transcript is spliced from 3 exons. Gene Ontology annotation, molecular function: metal ion binding. The coding region runs from base 222 to 1079 and encodes 285 amino acids. Lineage: Eukaryota; Viridiplantae; Streptophyta; Magnoliopsida; Rosales; Rhamnaceae.
AAUACGUUCUUUCCUUUAUAAUUGUUCAAUGAUAUUAUAAUUUUUCAAAUCUCUCUCUCUCUCUCUCUCUUCCAUAAGAGUGAGUUUCAAGCUCAAAAAAGCAUAACCAAGCAAAGUUGUAAAGAAGCUUUCUCUAUCUCACUCACAUUUAUGCAGAUUCUCUAAACCACCCGUUUCCUCUGUUUUUUGGUUCCUCUCUCUUUUAUCAUUAUCCAAAAGAUAUGAAAGGCAUUGAUAUAUUCUGUGCAUCCCAAGCUUCAACAGCCAUAUGUUUAAGCAUGGAUCAAGCAUCAUCAUCAUCAUCAUCAAUUAUUCAGCUAGGCGGCCGAGCAAUCGACCGCCAUAAUCCCAUAAUCCGAGAUGAAAGAAGGAUCAGCAGGGCUCUGCCUUCAGCUCCUUGCUCUUCUCAAUCACCAAUCAAUCCAAGAGCUUACCAUCAACUCCAGAAGAGUACUAAGAAAAGCAACUCUUCAGCUAGGCAAAAAGAUCAAAGCAAAAGCUCGUCGAAAGAGAAUGAUCAGAAGAAGAAAAAGAAGAAGAAGAAGAGUAGUUCUAAUUCCAAGCAAGAAGAUGAUAGCAUCAAGAAAAGCAUUUCUACUACUCCAAGUGAUGGUAAUGUUAGGAGGAGCUUUGCUAAGCCUUUGGAUUUGAUUACUCCUCCUGGUUCAUCCAGAUACUUAUUAAGUGAUAAUAACUCGAUCCUUUUCGAUGAUUAUGAUCCUGUUUUGGCUUUGGCUUCUUUUGGAAAUAAGAAGAAUCAAAGUGUUGUGGAUCAAGAGGAAGCCAUUAAUGCUGCAAAAGAUGACUCUCCCUCUGAGUCCGAACCACAGGUUGUGGUGUUAAGGGUGUCUCUGCACUGCAAAGGCUGUGAAGGAAAAGUAAGGAAACAUCUAUCCAGAAUGAAAGGAGUAUCUUCCUACAACAUUGAUUUUGCUGCGAAGAAAGUGACAGUCGUAGGAGAUGUAACUCCGUUGAGUGUCUUGGCGAGCGUAUCAAAAGUAAAGACUGCACAGUUCUGGCCGGCACCGGCUGCCUCAUCGGCCGGUCCUGCCGCUACCAAUACAGAUAUCAAGAAAUAGGAAGAAGGUUAUUUUGAAGAAAGCAAAAUGGGGAAAAUACUAAAUUGGAUUUUUAUGUGAAUUAGAUGUUAAUCCUAGUGUAAAUUCCGUAUUGGAAAGGAUAGCCUAAUCAGAAUCUCCUUUCAUUUGGUAGGAACAAAAAAUGUAGUAAACUCUUAUGGUUCUCUUUUCCUAGUUAUAUGCUCUGUGUUGAUUUGGAACCUUUA